This is a messenger RNA of Verticillium nonalfalfae, 1836 nucleotides long. RefSeq lists its product as uncharacterized. Lineage: Eukaryota; Fungi; Ascomycota; Sordariomycetes; Glomerellales; Plectosphaerellaceae. The coding region runs from base 1 to 1836 and encodes 611 amino acids. Gene Ontology annotation, biological process: amino acid catabolic process. Gene Ontology annotation, molecular function: polyamine oxidase activity; L-amino-acid oxidase activity. The transcript is spliced from 4 exons. The record is from RefSeq and is a predicted model, not a curated record.
AUGUCACUCUUUACCAUUCGUUCACUCUUUACAGCUUUGCUGCUUGGCAAUGCUCUUGCCCUGCCUGCCCACGAGUCCAAGACGGCGACCAAGUCGCCCAAGGACAUAUGCAAUGACGGGAAGCUGGCCGCCGGGAACCCUCGUGCGGCCUUCUUCCGGAAGCUCGUGGGCGACUCCGGCUACAGCAACCACAGUCGAUGCCCGUCGCCCAAGGACGGGCCCUUCAAGGUCGGUAUCAUUGGCGGUGGCGUUGCUGGCUUGUACGCCGCCAUGAUCCUGGACUCUCUGGACAUCGACUACGACAUCCACGAAGCGUCCGGUCGUGUCGGAGGUCGAAUAUUCACCCACCGCUUUGACCAAGCGGCUUGGGACAAGUCCACGCCAGAAGACCCGGCGUACUAUGACUACUAUGACGUCGGUGCGAUGCGCUUUCCACCCAUGCCAUACAUGGAUCGCGUCAUUGGAAACGAAUCCUGGAGUUUGAUCCCAUAUCUGAACGCUCGCGUUUCCGAGCGGGAUCAAGUCGUCCAGAAGAGUUACGUCUUUCAGACGAACAACACGUUUCGUCGUUUCAACGGCGUCACGGCCCUCAUCCAGGAGCCGAACUCUGCGUCGGCAGAGAGAUACGAUGUCCCCUUGUUCAACGCCACGUUUGAUGCUCUUUCGGCGUCUGAGGUCUGGUCCGACCAGGUCCAAACCAUGGUCAACGCCCUCUCGGACGACUUUACGACGGGAUUCAACAAACUAAUGAGUUACGACUCGAUGAGUGUCAGGGAUUUCCUUCUCGCCAAGGGGUUCACCAACAGCGAAGUUGACUGGAUGGAGACGAUGAACGACGCAACCGGCCACUACGACACCUACUCCAUGGCCCAGGCCGUCCUGGAGGAGUGGAUCUUCACAAGCGCCGACAUCAACAAGUGGACUCUCAUCAACGGCGGCAUGGAUAUGAUUACCAAGGCCAUGAAUCUCAUUGUCAAAAACAAGCCCGUCCUCAACCAUAGGGUGACGGACGUCAAGAAGAAGCCUGACGGCACGCUCAAGAUGGUCGUCAACGGCGCUGACGAGUAUGACUAUGCUCAUGUCAUUUCCACGGCUCCGCUGGGUGCUCUUCAGAUCAUCAACAUGACGGAGCUGGGACUGAGUUACUACCAGAACACUGCUAUUCGCAGCCUGAAUUAUGAUCCUGCUGCCAAGAUUGGCCUCAAGUUCAAGACUCGCUGGUGGGAGAAGCUGGCGACUGGCCCUUUCCAAGGCGGACAGUCCUUCACCGACCUCCCCAUCCGGCGCUGUGUAUACCCCUCGUACGGCAUCGACGUACCCGGGGCGCCCGGCACCAUGAUCGCCAGCUACACCUGGGGCCAGGACGCCUCGCGCCUCGGAUCCUACCUCAACCCGCACAAUCCGACCAACCAGGAGCCGUACCAGCCCGAGAGCAUCAAGACGCUGGUCGAGGUGACGCUGCGGGACCUGGCCGAGCUGAACGGCGUGACGUACGAGUUCCUCGAGUCUGAGUUCGUCGACUUUCACGUCUACGACUGGUACGGUUCGGCGUACUCGAACGGCGCGUUUGCCAUCUUUGGGCCCGGCGAGUUCAGCAGUCUCAUGCCCUGGCUCAUGACGCCUGCCGCCAAUGGUCACAUGCACUUUGGCGGCGAGGCGCUCAGCUCGGGCCACGCGUGGAUCAUCGGCGCUGUCAACAGUGCCUGGAGGACGGUAUAUGAGAUCCUGUCGGUCGAGGGCAUGAAUGACAAGAUGAAGCAGUUUGUCGACCAGUGGGGCAUCAUCGACGAGGUUGACAUGGGCUGGUACGACUGGUCUCCCGAGGGGAAACCGUAA